UUACCACGUGCUUUUGAUCACUUCCCUUGCCAUCCCCCACGACGCUCUCCGCGUACCACCCUCAUUGAACGAACACUCAUGCACUCCCUGGCGGUCCUGCUCCCCCUUAUUUCCCUUACGAUCCCUCUCGUCAAGGCUCAAGGCGCAACAUGCAAUGUCACCACCAAAUGCCCUGAAACCGCACCUUGUUGCAGCGAAUUCGGGUUCUGUGGCACAACCGAGGCUUUUUGUCUUGGAGGCUGCAACCCGCUAUAUUCCAGCAAGCUCGACUCCUGCUUGCCCAACCCGAUUUGCAAGAGCUCUUUCCACUCUUUCGCGAACAAUGACCGUGUCCAAAGUAACAGUUCACACUGGGAUGGAAACGCCACCCUGUAUGACUUUGUCGUUAAUAACGGCAACAUCAUGAACACCGGCGCGAAUGGUGGCGAGCUGGCGAUGUUACUCACUAAGGAGAACGGCGGCACCCGUCUCUCCACAACGCGUUAUCUUCACUACGGCAUCGUUACCGCACGGAUGAAGACGGGUCGCUGGGGCGGUGUCGUCACGGCCUUCAUUACGAUGAGCGAUGUCAAGGACGAGAUUGACUGGGAAUUCCCUGGUAACUCCACAACGGAAGGCCAAAGCAACUACUUCUGGCAAGGAGUGGUUACCCAACCCAAUCAUGGUGCCGUUUCGCAGGUUAAUGGCGAUACCUUUGGUGACUACCACGACUACACUAUUGACUGGCAGCCUGAGCAACUCCGGUGGCUGAUCGAUGGCAAGGUUGUCCGCACCUUGAAGAAGAGCGAUGUCUUGACCGACGGUGUAUCGCAAUACCCUACAACCCCUUCGCGCAUCCAGUUCAGCUUGUGGCCUGCUGGUGUUGCCUCGAGUGCUGCUGGCACUGUACAAUGGGCUGGUGGUCUGAUCAACUACGACGACCCAGACUAUCGCUCUGCCGGCCACUUCUAUGCGCUCCUCAAAUCCGUCAACAUUACUUGCGCUGAUCCCGUCAAACCCAGUGCCGACAUUACGGGCUACAAAUACGGCGCCAACUCGUCAACGAACACGCCCUCAGUUGCCCUCACUAACCUGACAACCAACAUCAAUGCUGCUGCGCCGGGCGUUGUUGGCCGCAGCGUUGAGGGUAUCCGGACCAUGCUGGCCGUGCUCAUCGUUGCUGGUGUGUUUGGGCAGUUAAUUUAA
Mycena indigotica is the source of this 1185-nucleotide messenger RNA. RefSeq names its product Glycoside hydrolase family 16 protein. NCBI's taxonomy places the organism in Eukaryota, Fungi, Basidiomycota, Agaricomycetes, Agaricales, Mycenaceae. The transcript is spliced from 10 exons. The coding region runs from base 79 to 1185 and encodes 368 amino acids. The record is from RefSeq and is a predicted model, not a curated record. Gene Ontology annotation, cellular component: fungal-type cell wall. Gene Ontology annotation, biological process: fungal-type cell wall organization; carbohydrate metabolic process. Gene Ontology annotation, molecular function: chitin binding; hydrolase activity, hydrolyzing O-glycosyl compounds; glycosyltransferase activity.